GGGCCGCUACUAAAGCCUGAGCCUCUCAGCCCCAGGCAGCCUGGGGAGGGACUCGGGCAGGGACGGAGCUCCGCGCGCUGGCUGCGGGCGGGUGAUGGCCCUGCGAGUCUGCGGGCUCCCUCCUCACCCACUGUCGGGGGCGAGAGGCUCUCCGGAGCGCGAGGAUCUGGGCCAGCACUGAUUGCAGGUCCUAAGCACCCAGAUCUCUACACCCAGGGCGUCCACCGACUCCGACGAAAACAAGGAUCCGCACUCCCUUCCGCUCCUCGGGGUCCUCCAGAUAUGUACCCGGCGCUCAGGACUCGGCGCGGAAAAAGAAGUUUGCUCAACUUGGACCUAAUGACCUCUCCACGCCGUGCGCCUGGCUGCCUGGAUCUGGUGUGAACGGCGUUGUCCGGGCAGACUUUUCUGCCGGAGGGCUUUCUCUGCGUGCUGUUGUUUCUGGGAUUUGUGUGUGUGUGUGUGCGCGUGUAUGUGCCGAGACUCCUACGCCCACCGCCUCUGAGUCCUGGAAGAAAGGGGCGUCUCACAACGCCCCCCAGCAUCCAAGAAAAUGGGGAGCAAAGCCUUGCCAGCGCCCAUCCCGCUCCACCCAUCACUACAGCUCACCAAUUACUCCUUCCUACAGGCCGUGAACACCUUCCCCGCCGCCGUGGACCACCUGCACGGCCUGUACGGCCUCAGCGCUGUGCAGACCAUGCACAUGAACCACUGGACGUUGGGGUACCCCAACGUGCACGAGAUCACCCGCUCCACCAUCACCGAGAUGGCGGCAGCCCAGGGCCUGGUGGACGCGCGCUUCCCUUUCCCGGCGCUGCCCUUUACCACCCACCUGUUCCACCCCAAGCAGGGGGCCAUUGCCCACGUGCUCCCAGCCCUGCACAAGGACCGGCCCCGUUUUGACUUUGCUAAUUUGGCCGUGGCCGCCACGCAAGAAGAUCCCCCGAAGAUCGGAGAUCUGAGCAAGCUGAGUCCCGGGCUGGGCAGCCCCAUCUCCGGCCUCACUAAAUUGACUCCGGACAGAAAACCUUCCCGAGGGAGGUUACCGUCCAAAACGAAAAAAGAAUUUAUCUGCAAGUUUUGCGGCAGACACUUUACCAAAUCCUACAAUUUGCUCAUCCACGAGAGGACGCACACGGACGAGAGGCCGUACACGUGUGACAUUUGCCACAAGGCCUUCCGGAGGCAAGAUCACCUGCGGGACCACAGGUAUAUCCAUUCCAAAGAAAAACCCUUCAAAUGUCAGGAGUGUGGGAAAGGAUUUUGUCAGUCUAGAACUCUAGCAGUUCACAAAACUUUACAUAUGCAGGAAUCUCCACACAAAUGUCCCACAUGUGGAAGAACCUUUAAUCAGAGAAGUAACCUGAAAACUCACCUUCUCACCCAUACAGACAUCAAGCCCUACAGCUGCGAGCGGUGCGGCAAAGUGUUCAGGCGAAACUGCGAUCUGCGGCGCCACAGCCUGACCCACACCCCGCGGCAGGACUGCUAGAGAGGCCCAGGAUGUCCCCUGCCGCCGCGCUGCUCCCCUCCCCAGACACCUCGCUACGCCUCCCACCCGAGGGUCCCACCCCACACCCUUCAUUGACCCCAGCUCUGCCCUGGCUUGCAGCCGCACCUGCAGCUCCAGGGAGUUAAACUGUUCUUCGGGGAGGACUGAGAACUCUAUCCAAAGCCGCACUAGACUGCACCCCCCUUCACAAAGCGCAUGUGCUAGUUUCUUGUAGAUAACUCACAGCUCAUUUUAGAGCUCUGUACAUAAUUGUCGUGGGUCUUCGUGUUGUUUUGUUUUUGUAUCUUGUCCGAGGCACCUACAUGUGGAAAAAAAAUUGGAAGCCAAAUUUCUCUUUAAAGACUUUAUUUUCAAAAUAAAACUUCUCUUGUUU
Molecule: messenger RNA, 1886 nt
Organism: Perognathus longimembris pacificus (Pacific pocket mouse)
Lineage: Eukaryota; Metazoa; Chordata; Mammalia; Rodentia; Heteromyidae
Gene: Osr2
Product: odd-skipped related transciption factor 2
Exons: 4
Coding region: 554-1492 (312 amino acids)
Biological process (GO): embryo development; urogenital system development; regulation of transcription by RNA polymerase II
Cellular component (GO): nucleus
Molecular function (GO): DNA-binding transcription factor activity, RNA polymerase II-specific; RNA polymerase II transcription regulatory region sequence-specific DNA binding
Source: RefSeq, a predicted model, not a curated record